Molecule: messenger RNA, 1571 nt
Organism: Xiphophorus maculatus (southern platyfish)
Lineage: Eukaryota; Metazoa; Chordata; Actinopteri; Cyprinodontiformes; Poeciliidae
Product: claudin-7-B-like
Exons: 3
Coding region: 281-991 (236 amino acids)
Biological process (GO): cell adhesion; bicellular tight junction assembly
Cellular component (GO): plasma membrane; bicellular tight junction
Molecular function (GO): structural molecule activity
Source: RefSeq, a predicted model, not a curated record
AGUUAAGGUGCGGAAGAGGAACAGGUGCGCAAGCAUUUACCGAGAGAGUUUUUAAGCCGACAUAUCGCUGCUGUGUGCUACUCUUUCAUUUGCAGAAAGCAAAGGACCUUUUUAAUAUAUAUAUUUUAAAAAGGACAUAACUUUAUAAGAAGCAAGUAGAGUAGGUCUUUUUUGUGUUUUGCUUGUUGGACUUUAAAGAAACAGGACUUUCGCAGCAGGUGGACGUCUUUGGCUUUUUGUUGCUGUUGUUCCCAACUUAGAAGGAAAACAAGUCGUCGAAAUGGCAAACAAGGGUCUUCAGAUUCUGGGCUUCGCUCUGGCUCUCAUGGGAGUGAUUGGAUUGAUAGUUGGCACCAUUUUGCCACAGUGGAAGAUGUCGGCCUUUGUUGGGUCAAACAUCAUCACGGCAGUGUCUAUGUACGAAGGACUGUGGAUGUCCUGCGCGUUUCAGAGCACAGGCCAGAUCCAGUGCAAAGUGUACGACUCCAUGCUGCAGCUCAACAGUGCCCUUCAAGCAACACGCGCCCUCAUGGUCGUGAGCAUAAUUGUGGUUGUAGCUGGGAUGGGGGCAGCUUGUAUGGGGAUGAAAUGCACCAACUGCGGAGGCGACGACCAGGUUAAGAAGGCAAAGAUUGCUAUGACUGGUGGCAUUAUUAUCUUGCUUGGAGGUAAGAAGCAAAUCCCUAAACUCAAACCAGGACCUUUCAAAACUAGUGGAAACGUAUCAAAUAAUGCAUGUUCUCCCACAGCUUUGUGUGCCAUUGUGGCCUGCUCUUGGUAUGCGAACGACAUCGUCCGAGCCUUCUACGAUCCCUUCACUCCUGUCAACACAAAGUAUGAGUUCGGGUCUGCCAUCUUCAUCGCCUGGGCUGGAUCUUUUUUGGGUAUAAUUGGAGGUGCUAUGCUGGCGGCAUCCUGCCCAAGAGAAAAGCGUUCGCCCAACUAUCCCAUGUCCAGCAGGCCCCCCAGCAACAAGCAGGACUACGUUUGAAGAGGAUAGGAAUUGGUUAUUGUUUGAAAGAACAUUUUAAUAUUCACGCUGAAUCCAUCUGGAGAAAUGUAUAAAAAAAAAAGUAUCCAUGAAGUACUGACUUUAUUUUAUAUCACCUUUUUAGUUUUUUGCAGGACUACCAUUGAUGUUACUGUAAUAUUUUACCAAAUGCUUUGAAAAGUUUUUUUUAAAUACCGGCUGUUUACUUCAGAACACACCGGUCCUGUCCUGUCUGAAACCGUAGUCUGUGCUUUAUGUGUACUUUUCAGUGUACUGUGUAUGUAGCUGACAGCUGUAAAACACUAAGUUAAUUAUGGAGAACCUUGAUGUAGGAAGCACUUCAUUUGCAGUACAUUUGAAUGGACAAUGUUGGGUAACAUCUGUUUUACUGUAAGGGUUUGUUUUUUUAUGUCCUUUUUAGACUAAGGUCUUUUAAUGCAUUAGUAAUGAUACUAUGACUUGUACUCAGAUUGCCAAUUUUGUAACUUGUGUGAAUGAGUUUUGCUUGUAUUGGCUUUUUUUUUUAAUCUGAAAUUUUUAUGUUGUAAAUAAAGUUAAAGUGCAAGAUCUAAUUUCUUGA